Suricata suricatta (meerkat) is the source of this 2029-nucleotide messenger RNA. RefSeq names its product transmembrane protein 254 (gene TMEM254). The coding region runs from base 46 to 435 and encodes 129 amino acids. The transcript is spliced from 4 exons. Lineage: Eukaryota; Metazoa; Chordata; Mammalia; Carnivora; Herpestidae. The record is from RefSeq and is a predicted model, not a curated record.
GGGGGCGGUUCCCCAUCCCACGAUUCAGUGUAUAGAUCUUUCAAGAUGGUGGUGACGAAGUCCGAGGCCGGCAGGGCUGCUUCUGCCUACUUCCGUCGAGCCAGACGUUUGCCCUCGCUGGUCACCCUCCUGGGACUGGGCUAUUUUGCGUGGGUUGUCUUCUGGCCUCAGAGUAUCCCUUACCAGAGCCUAGGGCCCCUGGGCCUCUUCACACAGUACUUGGUGACCCAUCAUCACACGCUCCUGCACAAUGGGUAUUGGUUUGCCUGGCUGAUACAUGUGGGAGAGGCCUUGUAUGCCAUGGUCUUGUGCAAGUCUAAAGGCAUCACGGACGGCCGGGCUCAAGUCCUCUGGUUCCUACAGACUUUCCUCUUUGGGGUGGCGUCUCUCUCCAUCUUAAUUGCUUACAGACCAAAACGCCAAAAACAAACUUAAGGAAGAUUUUCAAAUGCUUUCCCUACACUUUUGACCUUCAACGUUCCUAUUUUGGGGGCAAGGUAGAUACUGACUUGACUUGAUGUUUCUACUUUCUGGAAGUUUAAGACCCUCUAGUUAGUCAUUAUUUCAUAUGCUCUGGUUGAGCUGACUCAGGACAAGAAAGGAUUUAAGCUUCCCAGUUCUGCAGUCUGACCUCUCAGACAGGGCUUCUGUCUACUUCUUGAGGUCCUUGGCAGGGCUGGUGCUCAUUCUGUCUGGUUGAAGCUGUACCCUAAAAUUGCUUGUUGGUAUAAUUUUGCUCCCAUCUUCUGACUAAAAUACUGCCCUUGUCACCCCUUCUUAGCGCGCCUCUCCCCCAGUUUUCUCCCACCUUUCUGAGCCAAGGCAGGGUGACGUUUCCACGAUGCAUUAGUUCCACGCACAGUAGGCAUCUGUGAGGCAGGAUUGUAUCCUCUCGAACUUCCUUUUCUUGCACCACCAAGAAAGAUCAGAAAGAUGAGCAGGUGCGCGGAGUGGGCCAGGCCGAGCAGUAACACAGAGCCACAGAGGACACGCUGAGUGCGAGAGGACAGGAUUGGGGAACGCCUCCUCUGAUCCUGCCCGCCCGAAGCCAGCCUUCCCUCCAUGCGGCCUCUAGGACAUGGCACGCUGGUGUGCAGGGGUUCGAAGGCCACUGCUGGAAAGCUCCUUCCGGUCAGGAUCACAUCUUAGAUUUUUGUUUCAGCACCUGGCCCACUGCCUUGCACACAGGUGUCCCAGCAGUGUUUCCUGGAUGAAGGACGAAAACUGAUGUCACUUUCCACGUGUUCGGUGUCAUCCCAGUUCUAUGGAAACUGCAGAGCCCACUCAGUGUACUCUCUUCUCAGAAUCACAGGGCGCCCUUGGCUGGUAGCGCCACCUCUCUGUGGGUCCCCCUGUAGGAAGCCUGUCUCUUUUUCUUAGUCGUUUCCUCCUGACCCUGUAACAUCUCCCUCCAGCUCUGGCUUACUCCAACACACACGUUUCUGAGCCAGAGAUUCUAACUGGAAGCUACUGACUACCUCUCCCAUUCACGUGAUUGGGCCUUCUUACUACUGACUGGUCAGGGCAGGAGGGUCACUGACUCUGACCCCUGACCUUGGCAGAAUGACUCAGUCACCCAGGAGCCAUUAAGGUGCCUUUCCAGGAGGACCUGUUCUCCAGGGCCUAGACCGUAUUUUCCUUGUAUGAUGCAGGAGGGCAUCUUAUCUGUUUUAAGCAAGCGUUUAUGAGAGGCAGCCCCCCUUGCCCCAGAAGAGGCCCCCACGGAAGAGCGCAGCCCUGAAAGGUGAUGGACUAUGAAUUGUUUCUGGUGGCGAUCACUUCCUACAACUAAGUCUCAGUUUUUCCAGUUUCUCUGGUGGUGAAGGGUUGCCUUUUGGUGAAGAGAAAGGGUUUUAAUCAUGAGUUAAGUGUCAUGGGAAUCUAACCCAGAUUUUUUAAAAGCACGGCCCUCUCAAAAGAGAAAUAGUAACGACAAUAGUACAGUAAUGGCGACAGUAACAAUAUGGCAGAUUAUUGAAUGAAAUGGAUUAACUUGAAUAAAUGCUUUGAAUUGCCUUCUCUAUUCAAA